AGGGCUACGCCGACUCCAACAGCGGAGAGUCGGACUCGGACGUGUCGGACGUCCCGGAGCUCGACUCGGACAUCGAGCAGGAAGCUCAGACCAGCUACGAACGUCAGGUGUAUAAGGAGGACCUACCUCAGCUGAGGAAGAAGCUGAUUGGUUCUCUGAAGCGCCAGAAGGCUCCGGAGGAGGGGCUUCGUCUGCAGUUUGUUCACGGGUACCGGGGCUUCGACUGCAGGAACAACCUGUUCUACAGCCAGACAGGGGAGCUGCUGUUCCACGUGGCUGCGGUCGCUGUGGUGUACGACCGCCUGAAGCACAGCCAGAGGUUCUACCUGGGCCACGACGAGGACAUCCUCUGCCUCACCACGCACCCCAUCAAGGACUACGCUGCCUCCGCUCAGGUGGGCAGAGACCCGGCGGUCCAUGUGUGGGACAUCCAGACUCUGAAAUGUCUGUCGCUGCUGAAGGGUCAUCACAGCAGGGGGGUGUGUGCUCUGGAGUUCACAGCGGACGGGAAGAGUUUGGUCUCAGUGGGAAUCGAUGAAUUUCACUCCAUCGUCAUCUGGGACUGGAAGAAAGGAGAGAGACUAGCCAAGGCCAGGGGUCACAAAGAGAAGACGUUCGUGGUGAGGAGCAACCCGUUCAGGAUGGACAAGCUGGUGACGGUCGGCAUAAAGCACAUCAAGUUCUGGCAGCACUCAGGGGGCGGCCUCACCUUUAAACGGGGGAUCUUUGGGAACCUGGGGAAGCAGGAGACGAUGAUGUCGGCGUGUUACGGUCGAUCGGAGGACCUGGUGUUCUCCGGAGCGACCAAUGGAGACGUCUACAUCUGGAGAGACACCACGCUCAUCAAGACCAUCAAAGCCCACGACGGGCCCGUGUUCGCCAUGUGCUCCCUGGACAAGGGCUUUGUGACGGGGGGGAAGGACGGCAUCGUGGAGCUGUGGGACGACAUGUUCGAGAGAUGCCUGAAGACGUACGCCAUCAAGAGGGCCGCGCUGUCCCCCGCCUCCAAAGGUCUGCUGCUGGAGGACAACCCCUCCAUCAGAGCCAUCACUCUGGGUCACGGUCACAUCCUGCUGGGCACCAAGAACGGAGAGAUCCUGGAGAUCGAUAAGAGCGGCCCGAUGACCCUCCUGCUGCAGGGUCACAUGGAGGGGGAGGUGUGGGGUCUGGCGGCUCAUCCUCUACUUCCUGUCUGCGCCACCGUCAGCGAUGACAAAACCCUGAGGAUCUGGGAGCUGUCGGCCAAUCAUCGCAUGGUGGCCGUCCGCAAACUGAAGAAGGGAGGUCGCUGCUGCGCCUUCUCUCCGGACGGGAAGGCGCUGGCCGUGGGUCUGAGCGACGGCAGCUUCCUGGUGGUGAACGCUGACACGCUGGAGGACAUGGUGACCUUCCACCACCGCAGGGAGCUCAUCUCGGACAUCCGCUUCUCCCAAGACUCCGGGAAGUACCUGGCCGUGGCGUCGCACGACUCUUUCGUGGACAUCUACAACGUUCUGACCAGCAAGAGGGUGGGAAUCUGCAAAGGAGCGGGAAGCUACAUCACACACAUCGACUGGGACUCCAGAGGUAAGCUGCUGCAGGUGAACACAGGAAACAAAGAGCAGCUGUUCUUCGAGGCGCCGCGAGGCCGGAAGCAGAGCAUCAGCAUGGCCGAGUUUGAGAAGCUGGAGUGGGCGAGCUGGACGUCUGUGCUGGGUCCCACCUGUGAGGGGGCGUGGCCUACCUGUGAGGGGGCGGGGAAUACCUGUGAGGGGGCGUGGCCAUCGCUCGGCCUACUGAACGCAGCCUCGCUCACUAAGGACCGCCAGCUGCUCGCCACCGGGGACGACUUCGGGUUCCUCAAACUGUUCAGCUUCCCCUCACGGGGCCAGUUUGCUAAGUUUAAGAAGUACGUGGGUCACAGCUCCAACGUGACGAACGUGCGCUGGUCCAACGACGACUCGCUGCUGCUGUCGGUGGGGGGGGGCGACACGGCGCUGAUGAUCUGGACCCGAGAGCCAGGAGGAGGCCACAAGGAGAGCAGAGAGAGCCGAGCUGUGGACAGCGAGGAGUCCGACGACGACCCGGAGGAGGACGGGGGCUACGACAGCGACGUGGCGCGGGAGAAGGUGGUGGAUUACAUCACUAAGAUCUACUCUGCGAGCAUCAGGAACAUGACGGGAACCAGACCUCACCUACAGCACCGAGAAGUGCCUGUGGAGGAGAGGCCUCCAGUGAGUCGUGCUGCUCCGCUGCCUGAGAAGCUUCUGAAGAACAACGUGAGCAAGAAGAAGAAGCUGGUGGAGGAGCUUGUGCUGGAGCACGUGUUCGGCUACAGAGGCUUCGACUGCCGCAACAAUCUGCACUACCUGAACGACGGCAACGACAUCAUCUUCCACACCGCGGCCACCGUCAUCAUCCAGAACCUGUCUGCCGGAACGCAGAGUUUCUACCUGGAGCACACCGACGACAUCCUGUGUCUGACCGUCAACCAGCAUCCUAAAUACCAAAACAUCAUCGCCACGGGACAGAUCGGUGACCUCGCUGACCUGCCAGAGGCGGAGGUGUUCGGCCUCUCUCCCUCCAUCCAUGUGUGGGACGCCCUCACUAAGCAGACGCUCUCCAUCCUGCGCUGCUCUCAUGCUAAAGGCGUGGGCUACGUUAACUUCAGCGCCACAGGAAAGCUGCUGCUGUCCGUGGGGGUGGAGCCUGAACACACCAUCACCGUGUGGAGGUGGCAGGAAGGCACCAAGGUGACCUGUAAAGGCGGCCAUGCUGAGCGGAUCUUCGUGGUGGAGUUCAGACCGGACUCAGACACCCAGUUUGUGUCGGUGGGAAUCAAACACAUCAAGUUCUGGACCCUGGUGGGCGGCUCGCUGGUUUACAAGAAGGGAGUGAUCGGAGUGGUGGAGGACGGCCGCAUGCAGACCAUGCUGUCCGUGGCCUUCGGUGCUAACAACCUGACAUUCACCGGCGCCAUCAACGGAGACGUGUUCGUGUGGCGGGAGCACUUCCUGGUGCGCGUGGUGGCGAAGGCGCACAGCGGCCCGGUGUUCACGAUGUACACCACGCUGAGGGACGGCCUGAUCGUCACCGGGGGGAAGGAGAGGCCGACGAAGGAGGGUGGAGCGGUGAAGCUGUGGGAUCAGGAGAUGAAACGCUGCAGAGCCUUCCAGCUGGAGACGGGUCAGCCGGUGGAGAACGUGAGGUCCGUCUGCAGGGGGAAGGGGAAGAUCCUGGUGGGCACGAAGGACGGGGAGAUCAUCGAGGUGGGGGAGAAGAACGCCGCCUCAAACACCAUGAUCAACGGCCACACUCAGGGGGGCAUCUGGGGGCUCGCCGCCCACCCCUUCAAAGACGUCUUCAUCUCCGCCAGCGACGACGGCACCAUCCGCAUCUGGGACCUGGCCGACAAGAAACUGCUGAACAAGGUGAGUCUGGGCCACCCUGCUAAGUGCACGUCCUACAGUCCUAACGGGGAGAUGGUUUCCAUCGGGAUGGAGAACGGAGAGUUCAUCGUUCUGCUCGUCAACUCUCUGACCGUGUGGGGCAAGAAGAGAGACCGCAGCGCCGCCAUCCAGGACAUCAGGUUCAGUCCUGAUAACCGGUUCCUGGCGGUGGGUUCUCUGGAGAGCGCGGUGGAUUUCUAUGACCUGUCUCUGGGCCCGGCUCUGAACCGGGUCGGGUACUGCAAGGACCUCCCGGGGUCCGUGCUCCAGGUGGACUUCUCUGCUGACAGCAAGCACAUCCAG
Trematomus bernacchii (emerald rockcod) is the source of this 3731-nucleotide messenger RNA. Its product is annotated as echinoderm microtubule-associated protein-like 6. The record is from RefSeq and is a predicted model, not a curated record. Gene Ontology annotation, molecular function: microtubule binding. NCBI's taxonomy places the organism in Eukaryota, Metazoa, Chordata, Actinopteri, Perciformes, Nototheniidae.